This is a messenger RNA of Penicilliopsis zonata CBS 506.65, 612 nucleotides long. RefSeq lists its product as hypothetical. NCBI's taxonomy places the organism in Eukaryota, Fungi, Ascomycota, Eurotiomycetes, Eurotiales, Aspergillaceae. The record is from RefSeq and is a predicted model, not a curated record. The coding region runs from base 1 to 612 and encodes 203 amino acids. The transcript is spliced from 2 exons.
AUGUACAACCGCCUCGACAAAGACCGCUGCGUCUUUCUCUUCAUCGACCACCAGGCCGGCCUGAUCCAGCUGGUCCGCGACUUUGGGCCCGACGAGUUCCGCAACAACGUACUCGCCCUGGUCGACACGGCGAGAUACUUUGACAUCCCUACUGUCUUGACUUCCUCCUUUGAGUCAGGUCCCAAUGGUCCCCUCGUGCAGGAGAUUCCUGACCGAUUGCCCAAAGCGCCUGUUAUUCGUCGACCGGGCGAGAUCAACGCCAUGGACAAUCCUGAUUUUGUCAAGGCUGUGGAAGCGACUGGUCGGAAGCAGGUCGUCAUCAGUGGCGUAUUGACCGAAGUGUGCGCAACAUUCCCUGCCCUCAGCCUGGUGGAAAAAGGGUACGAGGUCUUCGUGGCGACCGACGCAUCUGGUACGUUUGCAGAGCACACGCGCGAGGCUGCCCACAAACGGCUACAGCAGCAUGGCGUUCAACUGCUCAACUGGGCAGCCAUCUCGUCGGAGCUGCAGCGCGACUGGAGACGAGACGUGCAGGGGUUUGGCGAGCUGUGGCGGAAGUACGUGCCGGGGUACUGGUGCUUGAUGCAGAGUUACUCGCAGGCAAAGGAUUAG